Messenger RNA from Protopterus annectens (West African lungfish), 4010 nucleotides. RefSeq names its product RNA polymerase I subunit B (gene POLR1B). The transcript has 15 exons. Gene Ontology annotation, cellular component: RNA polymerase I complex; nucleus. Gene Ontology annotation, biological process: DNA-templated transcription. The record is from RefSeq and is a predicted model, not a curated record. Gene Ontology annotation, molecular function: ribonucleoside binding; DNA binding; DNA-directed RNA polymerase activity. The coding region runs from base 161 to 3568 and encodes 1135 amino acids. NCBI's taxonomy places the organism in Eukaryota, Metazoa, Chordata, Ceratodontiformes, Protopteridae.
CAACAUGCACUAUGUCUGACGGGUGCUGUAUUCACUUCCACUGUAUUGAAAUUAUCCUACUUGGCGAAAACUACAACACCCAGUAGCAGAACUGUCGGUACUGGGUAGUAUGAGUUGAAGUAUUUUGUUUCUUUUUUUUCGGUUGUUUGUAUGUAGCAGCAUGGAGCUUACGAGUAAGUGGAAUGAUUUAACUGGGGCUCCUUCUUUGAAACAUUUAACUAAACCAGAUUAUGGUGUGCUUCAGGAGCAGCAGCAUUGUGCAGUUCGAGAGCUCACUCGAGCCCAUUUGGAGUCGUUCAAUCAGGCAGUGACAGUGGGACUUGUCCGGGCAGUGCAAGCUAUUCCUCCUCUGGAAUUUUCAUUUAAAGGUGAUCAGAUUUCUUUGGCAUGUGUGGAUGCUACCAUCCUUUCUCCUGGAGUUCCAAAAGGAACACUGAGCAAAGACCAGAAAGUUUACCCAGCUGAAUGUCGAGGACGCAGAAGUACCUACAGAGGAAAGCUAACUGUAGAUAUCAGCUGGUCAAUGAAUGGUAUACCCAAGGGCAUUAUUAAACAGACCUUGGGGCAGAUUCCAAUCAUGGUCAAAUCCAAGCUUUGUCACUUGCAUGGCCUUUCUCCAAAGGAACUGGCUCGGCACCAUGAGGAAGCAGAGGAAAUGGGAGGCUAUUUUAUUAUUAAUGGCAUAGAGAAGGUUAUGCGGAUGCUGGUAAUGCCUCGAAGAAACUUCCCCAUUGCAAUGGUGAGGCCCAAGUGGAAGAGCAGAGGUCCCGGCUACACUCAGUAUGGUAUUUCUAUGCACUCUGUGAAGGAUGAACAUACAGCAGUCAACAUGAUUCUGCAUUAUUUGGACAAUGAUACGAUGAUGUUGAACUUUAUCUACCAGAAAGAGUUGUUCUUCAUCCCCUUGGGAUUUGCACUGAAGGGUCUGGUUGAUUUUACAGAUUAUCAGAUUUACCAGGAGCUAAUCAAAGGAAAAGAAGAUGAGUCACUUUUCAAGAGCUGCAUCUCUCAGAUGUUGAGGAUGGUGAUGGAGGAGGGCUGUCCCACCAGGAAGAAAGUUCUGAACUAUGUGGGAGAGCGAUUUCGAGUGAAACUUGAUGUUCCUGAGUGGUACACAAAUGAGCAGGCUGCAGACGUCCUAUUUGAUCGGUGCUUGUGCAUAAACCUAAAUUCUAACAUUGAGAAGUUCUAUGUGUUGUGCUUCAUGGCUCGUAAAUUGUUUGCAUUUGCCAAGGAAGAAUGUAUGCAGGAGAACCCAGACAGCUUGGUUUAUCAGGAAGUACUAACUCCAGGGCUUCUUUACCUCAUGUUUCUAAAAGAGAGAGUACAAGGCUGGUUACGCUCUGUGAAAUUAACCUUUGACAAAAAAUCUCAGAAAACAAAUCUCACCAUUAACUCUGAAAAUUUCAUGAGGAUAUUUGGCCAAGCUACAGAUAUCACAAACUCAUUUGAAUAUCUUCUAGCCACUGGGAACCUCCGCUCUAAAUCAGGCCUGGGCAUGCUACAAGAUUCUGGACUUUGUGUGGUGGCUGAUAAACUCAACUUCAUCCGUUACUUGUCCCAUUUUCGCUGUAUCCACAGAGGAGCUGCUUUUGCAAAGAUGAGAACCACCACAGUGCGCAAACUGCUGCCAGAGUCAUGGGGCUUCCUCUGCCCUGUGCACACACCAGAUGGGGAGCCCUGCGGUUUGAUGAACCACAUGACUGCAACCUGCGAAAUCGUUACUGAAUCAUUAUUUACUGUUACUCUGCCAGCUCUUCUUUGCUCUCUAGGAGUUACUCCAGUUGACGGCACUCCAAGCCAUCCCUAUGCUGAAUGUUAUCCUGUUGUUCUUAAUGGUACAAUGGUAGGAUGGGUAGAGAAGGACCUGGCUCCUAGUGUUGUCAGUUCCCUGCGAAAAUUCAAGGUACUAAGACAGAGGAAGGUUCCACAAUGGACAGAGAUUGUCCUCAUACCCAUGACUGGAAAAGCUAGCCUGUAUCCAGGCUUGUUCAUUUUUACCAACCCUUGUAGGAUGGUACGACCAGUCAGAAACUUGGCACUGGGGAAAGAAGAACUAAUUGGCACAAUGGAGCAGCUGUUCAUGAACAUUGCCUUGUUUGAAGAUGAAGUCAUGCCAGAGGUAUCUACUCACCAGGAGCUUUUCCCUCACAGCAUGUUGAGUGUUGUGGCGAACCUCAUCCCUUUUUCUGAUCACAACCAGAGCCCCAGGAACAUGUAUCAGUGUCAGAUGGGUAAGCAGACCAUGGGAUUCCCACUGUACACUUACAAGGAACGUUCCGAUAACAAACUGUACCGCCUUCAGAUGCCGCAGAGCCCCUUGGUACGACCGUAUAUGUAUGAUUACUAUGACAUGGACAGUUAUCCUACUGGAACAAAUGCAGUGGUUGCUGUGAUCUCCUACACAGGUUAUGAUAUGGAAGAUGCUAUGAUUGUAAGCAAAGCUUCAUGGGAGAGAGGAUUUGCACAUGGUACUGUCUACAAAACUGAGCAAAUAAACCUGGAUGAAAAGAUCAAACAAAGUGAUGACAGUUUGGUGUUUGGAGUCAAACCUGGUGAUGCAAGGACUGACCAGAGGCUUGAUGGUGACGGAUUGCCCUUUAUUGGAGCAGUACUGCACUAUGGUGAUCCCUUCUACAGCUAUGUGAACCUCAGUACUGGUGAAUGUUUUGUUAUAUACUACAAGAACAAGGAAGACUGUGUUGUGGACAACAUCAAAGUGUGCAGUAAUGAUAGUGGAACAGGGAAGUUUAAGAACAUCUGUAUAACUAUGAGGGUACCUCGUAAUCCAACUAUUGGAGACAAAUUUGCAAGUCGACAUGGACAGAAAGGAAUUCUUAGUAGGCUGUGGCCAGCUGAAGACAUGCCAUUCACAGAAAGUGGAAUGGUGCCAGACAUAUUGUUCAAUCCCCAUGGCUUUCCAUCCCGUAUGACCAUUGGAAUGUUGAUUGAAAGCAUGGCUGGAAAAUCUGCAGCACUGCAUGGACUUUGCCAUGAUGCCACACCUUUCACUUUCUCUGAAAAAAAUUCUGCUCUGGAGUACUUCGGUGAGCUGUUAAAGGCAGGUGGGUAUAACUAUUAUGGGACUGAAAGACUUUACAGUGGUAUUAGUGGGGUAGAAUUAGAGGCAGACAUUUUCAUUGGAGUGGUUUACUACCAGCGUUUGCGUCACAUGGUUUCUGACAAGUUCCAGGUCAGGACAACUGGAGCUCGUGACAAAGUGACAAACCAGCCAGUUGGAGGUAGGAACAUUCAAGGUGGGAUCCGUUUUGGUGAAAUGGAACGUGACGCUCUCUUGGCUCAUGGUACAUCCUUCUUGCUGCAUGACCGGCUGUUUAAUUGCUCUGAUCGGUCAGUGGCUCAUGUGUGCAUAAAAUGUGGUAGUCUUUUGUCUCCAUUAUUAGAGAAACCCCCUCCUUCCUGUGCUGGAAUCCGCCACCGCAAGUACUACUGCACACUUUGUAAUCAAAGUGACACCAUUGAUACUGUUUCUGUCCCUUAUGUCUUUCGAUAUUUUGUGGCAGAGUUGGCCGCCAUGAACAUUAAUGUGAAGCUUAAUAUAAAGUAAAUCUGACAUCAUCUUUGAAAAGACUGUGUAAUUCUCAUUUAGUGCUGUUGGUAUUACUCAGGCAGUUCCAGAGUUAUAGCACAACUUGUGUAGCAGUUGCUGACUUGGACCGAUCUUCAUGGGUUAGGGAGAUGCUAACAUUGUCAGUCAAGGAAACACAAAGAAGGAAUGACGGAUGCUUAAUAUAUAACAAAGAUACAGUAACAAUACAAGUUUGGAAACGUGUGUACAUAUGUACUUGUGUAUUAUACACAAUUUUGUAUUCUACUUUUGUGAAUUUUUCAAGAAUAACAAAAUACACUUCACUGAAAAUAAUAAAGUGCUGAAUUUUCCAGAAUUUCUUUUUAUGUAUUUGCAUGUAUAUGUACUUGAGCAUCUUUUCUUGCCUCAACUCACAUUUCCUUCUCUGCCUGUCAAAUUAAAAAUAAAAUCAAAAGAUGAA